Molecule: messenger RNA, 1353 nt
Organism: Symbiodinium sp. CCMP2456
Lineage: Eukaryota; Dinophyceae; Suessiales; Symbiodiniaceae
Source: the annotation of a GenBank genome assembly
AUGUUUGGCAUGCCGAAGAGUGGUGCGUUUGGUCUUGGCCGAAGCAGUCCGACAGCCGAACUCUCCAACACAGUGGCCAUUACCGACGCAAAGUGGAACUGGCCAGUGGUCGACCAACAGGUGGUAUCGGUGUUGUCAGAAUUUGGGGAGAUCGCCAGGCUUGAUACCUCGCUCGUCACAGUUGCAGGAUGCCUCCUGGUCACCUUUUUCGAUGUUCGCUGUGCGCAGCGUCUGAUGCUCUCCGGGAUAGCACAGGUGAAGCCAUUCCCACCUGCUGCCCACGAUUGCCGCACGGUCAGGGUAAACAUGCUGGCCUUUGCGGAGAGAGUCGGGGAAGCCGGUGGAGGCUUCAGCCAGUUCGGUGAAGUUGCAGACAUUUCACUUCAGGGAGAUGCAGCGAUCGUCGAGUUUUACGACAUUCGCUCCGGUCAUAUGCUGCUUGCUGCUUCUCAGGGUACUGCAGUUCCAUGGGUGUGGCAGCCAUCAGUGCUAGAUGCCAAGAUGGAGAACCCCGAGAUGACAGGCCCCGAGGACUUGUUACAAAUGAUUGGUGCAGAGCCUCUGGCGGGCUUUCUUCAGGCAGCGCAAGGCCUAGUUCCACCGGAGGAUGAGGCUUCUCUUGGAUCACCACAGGAUGACAAGAAGGCGGCACAGGCGGCAGCAGAGCGGGGCAACCGUCCACUGCGCACCAAAGUUUCCAAUAAGGAGUUUCAAAAAUACGACAUUGACGUGGACAAGAUUCAGCUUGGAAAAGAUCCUCGUACAACCACUAUGGUUAGAAACAUUCCAAACGGAUGCAGCCGGAAGAGCUUCCUCCAGUUCCUGGAGAAGAACGCCUUGGGAGACAGGUUCACCUUUUUCUACAUGCCUUGCAAAGAGCACCGGAAUGUCCCUGCUGGCUUUGCAUUCAUUAACUUUGUCUCCCCAAUGGACGUCCUGAAGCUCUUCGUGCUCUUGAAGACCGGAUCGUGGGGCGAUUUCAUGAAGAACCAAUCCAAAGCCCCUGCUCUCAGUUACGCACGAUUUCAAGGUCAUCAAGAACUCUCCGACCAUUUCAGCAGUUCGGCGGUCCUUCAUGAGCAGGACCCAGAGAAACGGCCCAUCUUCCGCCCCGAGAAUCUGGCAAAAUCUGAGAACCUGAUGAUCACUCCGCCGGUCCUUCAGAUGCCGACAUUCCUGCCAGGUGGCUACGAUGACAAGCCUGGCCUCGGAAUCUUCGGACCAGGAGACCAGUCGCUGGACAAGCUUGGCAACCUCAAGGGCAUGCACGAGACGUCUUCCCAGGUUGACAAGGGCAAAACCAGCGACUUGCCGAUGUAUCUGAAGCCGGACGACUUGGCCAUUGGAGCAUGA